AUGAGUAGAAAUAACAGUAGUCGCAACAGCAGUAAUGGCGGCUCCAGCCGUCGUGGCCCCCGUCGGGAGCAGAAGAAGAACAUGGACUACGAGGCGCGAGUCACGCGUAACGGAGUAUCCGCCAAUCAUCUGCUCAAUUUCUCCAUGCCUGAACGUGAGCGCCAGGUGCACCAUCACCAGAAGAAGACGAAAAGCUCGACACCACGCACUCAGAGCGAGUACCUCCAUGCCAACUACCGAUUCGUGAUAGCUCCACUUGACCGUGAUACCAUCGUACCGACGUGGGAUCUUGAAGCUCUCACUGAAUGGUCAUCGGUCGAGCAGGUUUUACUGUGGUAUGACGUCGGAAGUCCCCAGACUUGUCCGAUCUGCAUGGACACGUUUCGAGCACCGAAAAUCACCAAAUGUGGGCCACCUGGGCCGUGUAUUCUACGGUAUUUGUCAAUGUCGGAGAAAUACUGGCGUCGCUGUCCCAUGUGCUUUGAGUCUGUUCAAAAGGGACAUUUACGCAGUGUACAGCUCCAACAACUGCAAAUCCCUCCCCACGUAAGCAGCGACGUCACUUUCCAAUUCUUGGAACGUCCCAAGUCCAGCAUGUUCCCUCAGCUCCGUGUACUCCCGACAGCAGAAGACAAGAGUGAACAUGCUGCGUCUUCUCAUGCCACUCAGUCUUCUCCCGAAGCUGCUGCUUUUGCUGCACGUAAACGCUCUCGGAAACUGCCGAAUGUGGACGAUGCUGAUGCGAUAUACUCACGUAUCUUGGAGGCGACGCUUGAAUAUUUACGGGAACUCUUGUACUCGGAGAUGCGCGAUCUCCAGUCAAUGGACACGGAAUUCCGCAGUAGUGGCGACGUAGACAACCUCCCUUUUGUGGAAGAAGCCAUGCGGAACACAUCUGGACGCUUGGCCAAGAGUGACGACUUCAGUCACGGCACUUAUCGCCAAGCUAACAGUACGAACAACUCGACUACUGGGAAGAAGAACACACCCAAGGACAGCGACAGUGGAGACACGUACUCGUUCUACCAGAUCGCGGAUGGAACGUACGUGGUUCUACAUCCUUUAAACAUGAAGUGUUUGAUGAAGGAAUACUCGGACGAACAUCAAGAACAUGGGGAAGACACUCAGUUGACUGCGUGGACUGAGAGUUCGUCUGUGAGCUCGGAGCUGCUUCCGGUGGAUCGCUAUCGCAUGUUACCGGAACGUAUUCACGGGAAAAUACUGGAUAUCGAGCACGUGGUCCUGGACGAAGAAGCACAGAAACGUUACCGCUUCUUGAGUCACUUGCCGCGGUUCUGCGAUUUCUACAUUUGCGAACUCGAUCUGACGUCGCACCUCUCGUCGUCGACUCUUAAUGCGUUCCGCAAUGACCUUAAGAAACGCGCUAAGCAGAGGAAACAUAAACACAAGCAGAGUGCGCCGACUCCUGCGUCUCCGAUCUUUAAGAGGAACGCAGACGCCUUUUCUAUAGAGCAAGAAGGGAUGAUGUGGCCGUCGCCUUACGAGCAAGCGCUGGCUGAGUCGCUGGAGGAAUUCAAUCUGAGUAACACGAGUGUUGAGCUUGAAGCGGAGCAUACAGAGGCGGACGAGGAGCAAUCGUUCGCUAGAGUGACGGAGAACUCGGGAUACUUCCCCGCGCUUGGAGGAGCUGCUCCAAUUGAGCCCAGACCGCAUGUUACGGAUCCCAUAGCGUUCGGCUCGCCGUCUGCGUGGGGGAACACGUCGACUAGUCCUCCUGCAGUGGCUUGGGGCUCCGGCAAGGGUGCCAAGAAGAAGGCAGGCAAGAAGGGCGUCUCGGUCUUCUCCACUACGCAACGCCGUUCGUACCGUUGA
This is a messenger RNA of Phytophthora infestans T30-4, 1833 nucleotides long. RefSeq lists its product as uncharacterized. The transcript has 6 exons. The record is from RefSeq and is a predicted model, not a curated record. NCBI's taxonomy places the organism in Eukaryota, Oomycota, Peronosporomycetes, Peronosporales, Peronosporaceae. Gene Ontology annotation, biological process: positive regulation of transcription by RNA polymerase II. Bases 1 to 1833 code for a protein of 610 amino acids. Gene Ontology annotation, molecular function: transcription cis-regulatory region binding.